Messenger RNA from Pelodiscus sinensis (Chinese soft-shelled turtle), 2476 nucleotides. The record is from RefSeq and is a predicted model, not a curated record. NCBI's taxonomy places the organism in Eukaryota, Metazoa, Chordata, Testudines, Trionychidae.
GUGGCGAGAGAGCCCCGCGCCCCGUGCGGGCAUGUGCUGCAAGAAGGCCGCGCUGGGCGGGGGGAUGGUGUCGAGCCCGGCCGCAUCCACCCCGGGCCUGAGCCGGUCUUAUCGCCGGUCACGCUUGGGCCAUGGCUCAGAGAUGACCAAAGUGUGCGCCAUUUUUGGAGGAUCCCGAGGAAUUGGAAAGGCUGUUGCACAACUGUUGACAUGGAAAGGAUAUCAUUUAGCUAUUAUUGCUAGAAAUCUGGAAGUAGCUCAAACCACUGUCAGUCAUCUUGGUGCAGGUCAUAUGGCACUUAGCUGUGAUGUAUCCAUGGAACAAGAGGUCCAAAAUACACUUGAAGAGGUGGAGAAAAAUUUAGGUCACGUUAAUUACUUGGUUAAUGCUGCUGGUGUCAACAGGGAUGGCUUGUUGCUGAGAACCACAUCUGAAGAUAUGGUGUCCCAAAUUAAUACUAACCUUCUAGGAACAAUGUUGACAUGCAAAGCUGCUGUAAAGUGUAUGCUUAAACACCAGGGAGGUGCUAUUGUUAACAUAGGAAGUGUUGUUGGACUCAAGGGCAAUUCUGGUCAGAGUGUAUACAGUGCCAGCAAAGCAGGAUUAGUUGGAUUUUCACGCUCUCUUGCUAAAGAAGUAGCAAGAAGGAAAAUUCGAGUCAACAUGGUGGCUCCAGGCUUUGUUCACACAGAGAUGACUGCACAUUUGAAAGAAGAUCAGUUGAAGAAAACUAUUCCUCUUGGAAGAUUUGGAGAGCCCCAUGAAAUUGCACAAGCUGUUGUCUUUCUCCUUGAGUCUCCCUAUAUUACAGAUCUUUGAUCACUCUGCCACAGGAAGCUAGAACAGAGACAGAAGAAUGUAAAUUAUCAUGUGAAGAUAACACACACAAAACAUGAGCUGUGAAUAUCUGAUUCUUAAGUACGUUAGGAAAAUGGCAAAGAAAUAGCAGCAAUAAAAAUGAGAGAGAGAGAGAAGGUGGCAUUGAUUGAAAGUGACCAUGACAUUUUUGCAGGAAUGUUCUCUCCCUAGUAAAAGUACUUGGAUAAGAAAGGUAGCUAAUGUAAAGCAUUAAAAAAAUAAAAUCAAAUCAAAUAAAGGAUCUCACUUCCACUAAAGCUAACGGUAGUAAAAUUCUAUUUUAAAGCUAAAACAACAAGGAGCCCAAUGGCACCUUAAAGACUAACACAUUUAUUAGGGUAUCAGCUUUCAUAGGCUGCAGUUCAUUUUGUUGGAUGCAUGAAGUGAAAGAUACAAGUGCCAGGGAUAUAUACAUACGUACAGAGAUGGGAGUGUUACAUCAGUAUUAUUGAGGCUAAUUGAAUCAGGGUGGAUGUGGCCCACUUCCAACAGUAAUACGAAGGUGAGCAUGCCUAAAGGGAAAAAUUACUUAUUGUAAUGAGCUAGACCUGAGUUUAUACUGGACACUCCAGUGUUGAUAAAGAUAUUGCUCAUUGAUUUUCAUCUACAGAAUACAUUCCACAUUGUGACUAGUUCAUUUUCAGCAACCUGUAAAACAUCAUUUGUAAUCACAUUUAGUAGAUUGGGAAAUGAAGACAAGAAAUUAAAGUACUUGCUCCUGAUGUAUGUCAGAAUUGAAAUUACAAGUAUCUGGCUCUAAGUUUAGCACUCAGAUGAUCACACUUCACUGUGUUACCAAAGAAACAGUGUCUUCCUUUCAGAAUCAGUGGACAUCACGAGCAGGCAAUGGAAGGAGUACAGGCUGGGAUUGGGCUGUUUAUCAUCCUUUUUAUAGGUUGCAGAGCUAACUAACUUAUGCUGCUCUGACAUCCCUGGAGUGGAUGCAUUUAGUUAAUUUUGUUCAGUCUAGCCUCAUCUAUAUUACUAACUGGCUCUGUGUAUGGAGAUCCAUGCAGUACUACAAUGAGUAGAGGGGGACAGCAGAGAAAAAAGUGAAGAACGGGAAGAAAAGAGAUAGGAGAGAUGGUUCAACUGUUGUAGUACCAUGAGCUUUUGUGGGUAAAACCCAUUUCUUCAGAUGAGAUGAUCUUGAAUGGAGAAAAAAGGGUUUAUUUAUUUGGGUUUGUUUAUUCUGAGGGUCCCCUUUUUUCUUCCAUUCAAUAUCAUCUCAUUGGAAGAAGUAAGCUCAUGAUUCUCUCUCUCUCUCUCUCUCUCUCUCUAAAUAUAUAAAGUCUCUAACGCAGGGGUUACCAACCCGUAGAUCAGGAUCUACCAGUAGAUGUUGGAGUCUUUGACAGGUAGUCCCGAUUGGUUUGGCCAAGAGGCUAUCAAGGGCCAGCACUUCAGCUGACCCUCCCCCCACUGCUGCUCAUCUCCUGCCCUUUGCUUUGGAGUUCUCCUCUCUCCCAAGCCUCCUCCUUGCUGUGUAGGGCAGGGGAGGGAGAGGAGGGCGGUGAUGACAGGAUGCUUCUGCUCCCCCUUCGUAUCCUAUCUCCACAGAGCAGAGAGGGGGCACAACAAGACUUGAGAGGGAGUUGUUGGCUGCUUUUGGGAGUG